AUGAAGUGGCUUACACUGUGUAUGGGACUUCUUGUUACUGGAGUACCCCAGGGAGAUACUUUCAAUACUGUGCAAAAUGUGGACCCUGAAGUCCGCUUGAACAUUAGUGGAAUCAUUAGGCGCUGGGAUUACCCAGCGGAGGAGUAUGAAGUUGUUACUGAGGAUGGCUAUAUCCUAACUGUCAACAGGAUUCCACAUGGCAUCAAGACUUCCAAGCCCUUGCAAGAGCCCAAGCCUGUUGUCUUCCUCCAACAUGGUCUUCUGGGAGAUGCAAGUCACUGGGUGACUAACCUCCCCCGGUCCAGUCUAGGCUUCCUCCUAGCAGAUGCUGGCUUUGACGUGUGGCUGGGCAAUAGCCGGGGCAACACCUGGUCUAGAAAACAUGUCAAACUCAACCCUAAACGAUCUGCCUACUGGGCAUUUAGCUAUGAUGAAAUGGCAAAGAAGGACCUUCCAGCAGUGAUAGACUUCAUCACAAAGACUACAGGCCAGAAGCAAAUCUUCUAUAUUGGACAUUCUCAGGGAACCACUAUCGCAUUUAUCGCCUUUUCCACCAUGCCGGAGCUGGCCAGCAAAAUUAAGUUGUACAUAGCUCUGGCACCUGUAGCUACAGUAGGAUUCGCUGACAACCCCAUCACUAAACUGUCUGUUUUACCUGAUUUCACCCUUUGGAAAAUGUUUGGAAAGAGAAACUUUUUGCCUCAAAGCACACUCCUAAAAUUUCUCACCACAAAAUUUUGCAGCGGGAGAGUAACGGAUAAAUUGUGUGGAAACCUGUUCUUUCUCCUCUGUGGUUUUGUUGAGCAAAACCUGAAUAAAACCAGAACCCCUGUCUACCUUGCACACUCCCCAGCAGGGACCUCUGUCCAGAACAUGAUUCACUGGUCUCAGGCUAUUAAAAGUGGCAAGCUUAUGGCAUUUAACUAUGGAAGAAGAGGAAACUUUAUUCAUUACCACCAGUCUACCCCACCAGUGUAUAACGUUAAGAACAUGAAGGUGCCCACUGCUCUUUGGUCUGGAUCGGAGGACUCACUGGCAGACCCUAAGGAUGUGGCAGCCCUCCUCCAAAAAAUUCCUAACCUGGUCUACCAUCAAGAUAUAAAGUACUGGGAACACCUAGACUUCCUCUGGGGGUUGAAUGCCCCGGAAAAGCUGUAUUAUAACAUUGUCACACUGAUGCGUCAACACAUAUGA
Chanos chanos (milkfish) is the source of this 1194-nucleotide messenger RNA. RefSeq names its product lysosomal acid lipase/cholesteryl ester hydrolase-like. Gene Ontology annotation, molecular function: hydrolase activity, acting on ester bonds. Bases 1 to 1194 code for a protein of 397 amino acids. The record is from RefSeq and is a predicted model, not a curated record. Lineage: Eukaryota; Metazoa; Chordata; Actinopteri; Gonorynchiformes; Chanidae. The transcript has 9 exons.